AUGCAGAGGCUCAGUGCUUUGUUUGUGCUACUUUGUGCUAUCUUCCAUGUUGCGUUAUCCAUCACUGACGGAUUGUUACCCAAUGGCAACUUCGAGUGUGGUCCAAAACCAUCGCAAAUGCGAGGCACAAAAGUGAUAGAUCCCAACGCAAUUCCCAAUUGGGAAAUCUCAGGCUUCGUUGAAUACAUAAAAUCAGGUCAAAAACAAGGAGACAUGUUGCUAAUAGUGCCGGAAGGAACCUCCGCCGUGAGGCUCGGGAACGAGGCGGCGAUAAAGCAGAAAGUGAAAGUCAUCAACGGAAUGUUCUAUUCACUCACAUUCAGCGCCGCUCGAACCUGUGCCCAAGAGGAGAAAUUAAACGUAUCGGUAUCGCCCAAUUCGGAGAGGAAUGAUUGGGGAAUGUUGCCGGUCCAGACCACGUAUAGUAGCGAUGGAUGGGAUGAAUAUUCGUGGGGGUUCUUGGCGGAGUCGAGUGAGAUUGAGAUUGUGAUUCAUAAUCCUGGUGUGGAGGAGGACUGUGCUUGUGGUCCACUUAUUGAUUCUGUUGCUUUGAAGGCUUUGAAUGCUCCUAAACGAACAAGAGAAAACCUGCUGAAGAAUGGAGAUUUCGAAGAGGGUCCAUAUGUGUUCCCUAACGCUUCGUCCGGUGUCCUAAUUCCUCCCAACAUUGAGGACGAUCAUUCUCCAUUACCCGGCUGGAUGAUCGAAUCCCUGAAAGCCAUAAAGUACAUUGACUCCAAGCACUUCUUUGUGCCAGGGGGCAAUCGAGCAGUAGAACUUGUUGCUGGAAGAGAAAGUGCCCUGGCACAGCUGGUUAGGACCAAAGUAGACUCGGACUAUGUCCUCACUUUUGCUGUGGGUGAUGCUAAUGAUUUGUGUGAAGGUCCGAUGGUUGUCGAGGCAUUCGCAGGGCAUGUUACUCUUCAGGUCCCCUAUGAAUCUAAGGGCAAAGGGGGAUUCAAGCUAGCCACACUACCGUUCAAAGCAGUCUUACCACGGACAAGGGUCAGAUUCUUGAGUUCAUUUUAUCACAUGAAGAGUGACCACUCCGGUUCUCUCUGUGGUCCAGUAAUAGACAAUGUCAAAUUGCUUAGUGUUCGCAAACCAUUGCGACCAACAAUUGGUGUUGAAGUUCAUCCACUGGACUUCUUCACGAACUGUGGAAAGAUAAGGUUUUAUUGUUGGGACACAGCUGGACAAGAGAAGUUUGGAGGGCUCAGAGAUGGUUAUUACAUUCAUGGGCAAUGUGCUAUCAUAAUGUUUGAUGUGACUGCACGUUUGACCUACAAGAACGUUCCCACGUGGCAUCGAGAUCUCUGCAGGGUGUGUGAGAAUAUCCCAAUUGUUCUGUGUGGGAACAAGGUUGAUGUCAAGAACAGGCAAGUGAAAGCAAAGCAGGUCACGUUUCAUAGGAAGAAGAAUCUUCAGUACUACGAGAUUUCUGCAAAGAGCAACUACAACUUCGAAAAGCCUUUCCUAUAUCUUGCUAGAAAGCUUGCGGGGGAUCUUAACCUUCAUUUUGUCGAGUCACCUGCUCUAGCUCCUCCAGAAGUUCAAGUCGACAUGGCAGCACAACAACAGCAUGAAGCUGAAUUACUUGCAGCUGCUGCACAACCUUUGCCUGAUGAUGAUGAUGAUGCAUUCGAUUAG
Molecule: messenger RNA, 1650 nt
Organism: Ilex paraguariensis (yerba mate)
Lineage: Eukaryota; Viridiplantae; Streptophyta; Magnoliopsida; Aquifoliales; Aquifoliaceae
Source: the annotation of a GenBank genome assembly